AUGAUCUUCAAGGCCUUUUCCAACCGAGACGAUUCUGUGAUAGGACCGCCAGCCUGUCCAGGGGCCGGCAGAGGUCAGAGUCGCGCUGCAUCACACCUCACAACAGAGCCACCACGAACAGCUCAAGACAAUGGUACGAUCUGCUGUCGCUGCCGCCUCAGCUCUGCAAAAACGGAAUUUAAUAAAGCUCCGAUACGUGGCUCAGAGCGAGGUCACUAUUCCCCAGCCACCGGGAAAGCGAAAGGCAGCGGCACCCCUGCCCGCUGCGGUGCGGAACGUCCCGGGCACGGCGGAGCUCGCCCCGCACGUGCGGCGUGUCUAAAGUUAAAGCCUUUUAACGGGUGUGUGGAUCCCGGUCUCCGGCUGCGCCGUGAGCUGCCGGCAGCCGAUGCAUUGGACACUUUUGUGGAAACAACAAAAUUAGGAGUGGUCAUUUCUUUCAUAUUGCUGAAGAAAUCUAAUAGUUUCUCCAUCUUUCAGGAUCAAGCAGAACAGUUCUUCAGAAGUGGACAUACAAAUAACUGGGCAGUUUUGGUGUGUACAUCUCGAUUCUGGUUUAAUUAUCGUCAUGUGGCAAACACUCUUUCAGUAUACAGAAGUGUCAAGAGACUGGGCAUUCCUGAUAGUCACAUUGUCCUGAUGCUGGCAGAUGAUAUGGCAUGUAAUCCCAGGAAUCCCAAACCAGCUACUGUGUUUAGUCAUAAAAACAUGGAGCUAAAUGUCUAUGGAGACGAUGUGGAGGUGGAUUACAGAAGCUAUGAGGUCACUGUCGAAAAUUUCUUGCGUGUAUUAACGGGAAGAAUCCCACCAAGCACACCACGAUCUAAGCGUCUUCUUUCUGACGACAGGAGCAAUAUUCUGAUAUACAUGACAGGCCAUGGUGGAAAUGGUUUCCUGAAAUUUCAAGAUUCUGAAGAAAUCACAAAUGUAGAACUUGCUGAUGCCUUUGAACAAAUGUGGCAGAAAAGAAGGUACAAUGAAUUAUUGUUUAUUAUUGAUACUUGUCAAGGAGCAUCCAUGUAUGAACGAUUUUAUUCACCUAAUAUAAUGGCCUUGGCUAGCAGCCAAGUAGGAGAAGAUUCAUUAUCACAUCAACCUGAUCUUGCGAUUGGCGUUCAUCUUAUGGACAGAUACACAUUCUAUGUGCUAGAGUUUUUGGAAGAAAUUCAUCCAGCUAGUCAGACAAAUAUGAAUGACCUAUUUCAGGUCUGUCCAAAAAGUUUGUGUGUUUCCACGCCUGGGCACCGAACUGAUCUGUUUCAGCGAGACCCACAAAAUGUUCUGAUAACAGACUUCUUUGGCAGUGUGAGAAAAGUGGAAAUUACGACAGAGACAGUUUCUUUGGACAGUGACUUAGCUGGUUUUGAAAGCAACCUUCCAAAGGAUGAGUUGGCAACAGAACCACUAAAAUAUGCAGAACAACUUCCUGUAGCUCAGAUCAUACACCAGAAACCAAAACAAAAGGACUGGCAUCCUCCUGGAGGAUUUAUUUUAGGACUCUGGGCAUUGAUCAUCAUGGUUUUCUUCAAAACAUAUGGAAUCAAGCACAUGAAACACAUCUUCUGAAUUUGAGCAGGAUGACUGCUACUUUGGAUUCACUGGUGUCAUCCCGUUCUGUAUGUGUGUUAUGGUUGUAGUGAAAAAGUGUUGAGAUUUCACUUUUGAAGGUUCUUCUGAAGUCAUCUCUUCUGCCCCUUUCUCUGAAGAGUCUUAACAAAUGUUUUUAAUGUUAGACUCUUGUUUUACUUUGUCAUGUUUAAACAUAUUUUAAUGCUUUUCAGAGCAAUUUUUCUUUCUGGUUAAACUUAAAAAAGAGGGACCUAAACACAGGAACAGUAUUUCUGAGGUUGAUUGUGAAUUGUAAAUGGGCUAUUUUUUUCACUGUAUUUCAUAGUAAAUCUUAGAAGUAGUCAGCCUAUCACUAAAGAACUAGACAUUGGGCAGAACAUUAUUUAAGAUGUCAUUUUAUCAAUAAAAACUUAAGCUACUUUACAGACUUUGGCAUGACAUAUUGAAAGCUUUCUUCACAAAAAUAAAAAUACUCUAGAAUA
Molecule: messenger RNA, 2051 nt
Organism: Athene cunicularia (burrowing owl)
Lineage: Eukaryota; Metazoa; Chordata; Aves; Strigiformes; Strigidae
Gene: PIGK
Product: phosphatidylinositol glycan anchor biosynthesis class K
Exons: 11
Coding region: 1-1566 (521 amino acids)
Biological process (GO): protein localization to cell surface; proteolysis; attachment of GPI anchor to protein
Cellular component (GO): GPI-anchor transamidase complex
Molecular function (GO): GPI-anchor transamidase activity
Source: RefSeq, a predicted model, not a curated record